UCUAUUGCAUUCCUCUGCAUCAGUGUUGUGCCCACACAGGCUUUACUGCUAGUUUUGUAUUAAAAUGGAGACCAAUUCAUGAAGAAGCAUAGUUUUCUCCGUGAGGUUUCGGGUCACCGUGUGAGUGCUUCUUCAGGCGGUGGUUUAUACCACCAACAUACCCCAGGAUCUUCGUUUGAGCAAGUUUAGCAACCAUCAUUUAUGCAAGAAAAGAACUAACCUGCGGCGUACCCGCUAGGUGUAUCUUUUCAUUGGAAAUGGCCUUUACGUGUCAUUCUUGUGGUGCCUCGUUUGUCAACUUGGAAGCACUCAAUAGCCAUACUCCGUUGUGUAAUACGGGGGCCAGAUUCUCGGUAUGGUCAUUCGAGAAAGUUGAUAAACUUCUCACACUUAUGGAAGAUCGAUAUCGGGCGCUCGUGAACACGUAUCCGAGACAGAAGGGGCCCUUUUGGAUCAAAAUAGACCGGGAGCUUGGCGUGGGCGCGGACCAGGCCCGCAUAAAAUGGAACGCCUUAGUUCAGAGCUACAGGAGGAUAAAAGAGAAGGCCAGCAAGCGACCGAAAGGUGCUCGCAAGUGUAGCCGGUGGGAUCACUUCGCAACGAUGGACCGGAUCUUAGCGUACAAUCCUCGAAUGACAUCGAAGCGCCUCAUUCGGUCGCGUGGGGGCGCCGGAGCUUUGGAGCCGCCAUACGACCAGGACAGCGUCACGGACAGCGACGACUCUGUGAGUCGUGACAACCAGGUGUUCGAAAGCCGCACUCCGUGCGAUCCCGUCGCCGAUGGCAUUGUAUGGCCUGUCGAAAAGGUGGAAAGUUUUCUCAAGAUUAUGGUUAAUCAGUACCGGGUGCUGGUCAACACGCUCCCAGGACAGAAGCGGAUAGACUUUUGGCUCAACAUUGCCCAGGAGCUCGGCGUCAGUGCGGACGACGCCCGCAUCAAAUGGAACUUAUUGUGCCAAACUUACAAGAGGCUGAAGGACCAAGCCGCCAGGACGGGCGGGGAUGCUCUGAACCAUUGGGAUCAUUUUGAAGCGAUGGAGCGGAUCAUAGGACAAAAUUUGGAUGCGUCGUCGACGCGUUUCAUUCUAUCAAACCAGAGUGCCCCGAAUCGCCCUGACCUGUGGCGAGGAUCGGACCAGACCGCUCAGGCUCGACCAGAUCGAAAACAGGGAGAGAACGUCGAUAUGAGCAGCUAUUUCGCACAGAGGAUCGAAAUAGAACGGCAACGGCUAUCUCUGGACGAGCGACAGUGCGAGAUUGAUGAGAGAAGGAUUGCUAUGGUAGAAAAAAGUGUGGCAAUGGAGGAGCGGCGGCUAGAACUUCUAAGCCAGCUUCUGUCCAUUAUGGCCAAGAAGAAAAACAGCUCAAAUCUUGGCACUUUGAUACCCCAACUUUUGUAAGCAUGAAUGAAUGUGUUGAAUGACAGCAUGCAUGAAUGUGUCCGGUGUUUUUUUUUGUUUUGUCGGCCACGUUAUUUGCCCUGUGUUUUACGUGGUGUUUCACCUCGACUUACUAUUUCGGCCUGUUUACUUGCCUGGGAGAAAUUGACAAGUAAGUAACCAUGUGAACAAGGAGCCAUUGUAACGUGCCCUUAAUGCUCAUUACAUGCACAGCGGUCCACGCGCAUCUCUGCGUCGUAUUGGUUAUGUCGUGAGCCAUGACUGCUUUGUUCUCAGUGGCAAAUAAACGUGCGUGUGACGAA
Molecule: messenger RNA, 1702 nt
Organism: Pollicipes pollicipes
Lineage: Eukaryota; Metazoa; Arthropoda; Thecostraca; Pollicipedomorpha; Pollicipedidae
Exons: 3
Coding region: 258-1400 (380 amino acids)
Biological process (GO): positive regulation of DNA-templated transcription
Cellular component (GO): nuclear body
Source: RefSeq, a predicted model, not a curated record